Molecule: messenger RNA, 2305 nt
Organism: Podarcis muralis (Common wall lizard)
Lineage: Eukaryota; Metazoa; Chordata; Lepidosauria; Squamata; Lacertidae
Gene: HOXB4
Product: homeobox B4
Biological process (GO): positive regulation of transcription by RNA polymerase II; anterior/posterior pattern specification; embryonic skeletal system morphogenesis
Cellular component (GO): nucleoplasm; nucleus
Molecular function (GO): DNA-binding transcription factor activity, RNA polymerase II-specific; RNA polymerase II cis-regulatory region sequence-specific DNA binding
Source: RefSeq, a predicted model, not a curated record
GGAAGGGGAGGGGGCCCCGAAAGAAAUAGGAAUAAAUUUUAGUAUAUUUUUUGGGGUGUGCGUGUGUGUGAGUGAGCGGGAGUGUGCGUGCCGGCGCGCGCGCGCCCUUUUGCAAUUCCAAAAUUAAUGGCCAUGAGUUCGUUCUUGAUCAACUCCAACUAUGUGGACCCCAAAUUCCCACCAUGCGAAGAAUAUUCCCAGCACGAUUACCUUCCCAGUCAUUCUCCGGAAUAUUUCGGCGGCCAGAGGCGAGAGGAGAACUCUUUUCAACCCGAGGCGUUGUACCCAGCGCGGUCCGCCUGUAACCAACCAUCCUAUCCUCCAUGUCAGGGCUCUGGGCACCCGGCAUCGGUCCUGUCUCCCAGGAGCCAGCGUGUCCAUGCUCCAGCUGGACUUCAAAACCAUCUCUCCGAAUCAAACCACACUUGCGAAUCCAUCACGCCAAGCCCACCGCCUUCCUGUAGCCAAAACUCUCUCAACCAAAGCCCGUCCUCUUGCAAAGAACCGGUAGUUUAUCCUUGGAUGAAGAAGGUUCAUGUUAGCACGGUCAACCCCAACUACGCGGGAGGGGAGCCGAAGCGUUCCAGAACAGCAUAUACCAGGCAGCAAGUCUUGGAGCUGGAGAAGGAAUUCCACUACAACCGCUACCUCACCCGGAGGCGGAGGGUGGAAAUCGCCCACUCGCUUUGCCUGUCCGAGCGCCAGAUCAAGAUAUGGUUUCAAAACAGGAGGAUGAAAUGGAAAAAAGACCACAAGUUGCCCAAUACUAAGAUCCGUUCCAAUUCUGCAGCCAGCCUCUCGGCGCAAGGCGCGGGAGGAGGUGCCCAGGACCGAACCAAUGGACCAACCCCAAACCCCACCGCCACCCCGACCACCGCCACCCUAUAACUGGCCUUUGAGCGUGGCCGCCCGCGAGUGUGCGUGUGUGUGUGUGCAGAUCUGUGUGCUUAAGAACUGAUGUGUGAAAGGGAGGGAGGCCUGGUAGUUUUCCUGUUCCUGAGGGAGAAACAUGGGGGCGUAUGGGGGGAGGGGACAAGGGGGUGGGUGAACUGGGACCACUAUUUAUACGAGGGGAGAAGAAACAAAGAAGGAUGAGAGGGUUGGGGGUUUUUUUGCGGGGGAGGGGGGGAUUAGUUCUUUGGCCGGAAAGCAGGGUUGCCGUGUUUGGGGGGGGUAGCUCCUCUGUUCUAUAGGAGAUGGGGUUUUCAGAUUUGGCUAAGAUGGAUCCCUUUUUCAUCCUUAAUCAAGCCAAACUCGGGCCCAUUUGUCAUGUUUACUCUCGCGUACAAACGAAGGACCUUAUGCCAACCAUUAGCGCGACAGCUAGAGUCGUCUUUAAUAAAUGAGGCCCGGUUUCACCUAAGGAGAACUGGACUCUCUCUCUCUCUCUCUCUCUCUCUCUCUCUCUCUCUCUCUCUCUCUCUCUCCUUCCUUUCGAACACCCGCUUCUUCCACCCUACCCAGCCCACUAGCCAGAAACCCCAGUUUAAACCCAGCCAUUUACCCCCACAAGGCGACAGAAAAGUGUUGUUGGCAUCUGCUAAACACAGCUCUAGAUAGGAGAGGGAUUGGAAAGGGGAAAAUAGAAUUCUCACAGCCCUCUAAGGACUUUAUUGGAUGAUAAAUAUUGUAAUAUUCCAAGUAAGGAAGGGCAUCACGCGGCGGCUGCGGCGGGGUGGGGGCGCGGUGAGAAUCGGGGAAGGACACAAAAUUAAAAAAAGAGGAAGAAGCGAUGUAAUUUAAAGGCGGCAGGGAAGUACUUCAGGUUAAUUAUCUAACCUGGAAGACCUGGAAAGCGGAGAAGGGCAGUGCAUUUCAGUCUAUAAACUUGAUUAUAGCAUAAGGCCAUCUGGGUUCCAGCAGCCAUGAAAAUGGAACGGGGGGGGGUUGGUUCCUUUGUAAAUAAGGAUGCGCCUUCGCUGCCUUCGCUUCAGUUUUUGAAAUGAAUGUGAAGAUAAAGAUGAAUUUUCAGGAAAUUCCCCAGAGAAGUAAGGCGUGAGGAAAGGAAUAUGGGUAUUCUCUGCUCUCGCUUUCUCUCUCUCUCUCUCCCCCCCCUUUCCAUCUCUCUCUCUCUCUUGUCCCCCCUCAUUCUCUUCUCUCACCCUUCUCUCUCCUAUACUGUAUAUGACAUUCCGAAAUGGUGUGAUUCCAGAGAACUUGAGGGAGGGGGGGAUAUAACACUCCCCUCCUUUCGUUCUGUAUAAUUACCUCUUGUUGUCUUGUGUGAUACCCAUAAGAACAUGUAUAUAGCAGCAGCCACGGUGGAAAAAAAACAACAACCCCGAAAUAAAGCAUUUAUGGUGAA